Dibothriocephalus latus is the source of this 705-nucleotide messenger RNA. NCBI's taxonomy places the organism in Eukaryota, Metazoa, Platyhelminthes, Cestoda, Diphyllobothriidea, Diphyllobothriidae. The record is from the annotation of a GenBank genome assembly.
AUGCCAGAACCACCCGAACUUGUCAAGCACGGCAAAGUUGCCUCGUCACAAAGACUUUCUGGUACUCCAUCUCUUCCGAGCGCUGAUCAGUGUUCGGGGAAGUGUUUUGAAUUGGAAAUCGAGGAACUGAACAAAGUCAUUCAUGCAAACUCUGGUAUGAUGAAAUCAAUCUUCCUUUGUCGUCGGGCUGCUCUUUAUCUUAAGCUUGGUUGCUUUAAUGACGCCAAAGCCGACUUGGAAGAAGCUGAAGGCCAAAAACACCAAUUUGCCGCCCUGCAUUGGCAAAAACAUAUACUACUCCUGCUAGAAAAUCGAGUAUCCGAGGCGCUUUCUCAGGUUGAGAAGACUAUUGAACUUAUGCUGCUUGGAAGAUCAAAGAAAACACCUCCCAGUAAUUUCCUUCUCGAUGCUUAUAGAGCACGCGGGUACUUGAGCCAACAACUCGGUCGUUAUGAGCUUGCGUUGCAAUCUUACGAAAUGGUACUUCUGUUCAGACCCAGGGAAAGUCGAACACUACUGAACUUAGGCGAAGUUCAUGAACAGAUGGGAAAUCUGGAGGCUGCAGUCGCUCGAUUCAAUGAAGUCAUCAAUGUUGACGGCCAGAACAUUCCAGCAAAGCUCAAAGUUGCCAAACACCAUAUUCAUACAGGUUUGGAGGCGAGUUUCAUUGACGCUGAUGAUUUAUUCGUUGCAGUAACGACAUAG